AUAUCCUAGCGCGUAAUGGCGGUGUUUGAGCUAGUUUUAUACCACGGUGAAGUCUAUUUAUUUAUUUAUUUUUUUAACCUAGUCUGCUGCUCUCUUCCCCCAAAUCAGGAAUCAGGUUCCAUCUUUCUCCAGUUCAGCUCCUCGACGGCCCUCCAACUGGAGGUCAUAUUUGAGGUGCUGGAAGAGUACGACUGGACCUCCUUCUCUGUGGUAUCCACACGUCACCAUGGCUACCAGGAGUUCCUGUCGGUGGUGGAGGGCCUGACGGACGGCUCAUUCAUUGGCUGGGAAAAGAAGAGCGUGGUCACCCUUAACGUGACUGACGACCCCGGGGGUGCGCGGACGCGCAGGCUGCUGAAGGAGAACGAGGCGCAGGUCCGCUUGCUGUACUGCUCCCAAGAGGAGGCCGAGCUGGUCUUCCGAGCGGCCUGGGCCGCCGGUCAGGCUGGGGCUUCACACAUGUGGUUCGCUGUGGGGCCCGCUCUCUCAGGUUUAGGCAUGGAGAGCCUGCCAAGGGCUCUGUUUGCCGUGCGGCCCCAGGGAUGGAGAGAUGAACCCCGCCGGAGGAUAGCGCGGGGAGUGUCGGUGCUGACGCACGGGGCAGUGGCCAUGCGCAAAGAUUAUGGGACGACGGGUGGGCCGAACUUUGUCACCAACUGCAUGACGGAUGCCAAUCAGACCCAGAGAAUGCGGGGCAGGAUGAGGUACUUCAGCAACAUCACACUCGGUGGCCGAGAUUACUCCUUCGACGCUGACGGCUAUCUAGCCAAUCCCUUCCUAGAUGUCAUUUCCUGGACACCUGGUAGAGGAUGGGAAGAUGUAGGCUGGUGGGAGAAUGGCGUACUAAGGCUGCGAUACCCGGCCUGGUCCCGCUAUGGGCCUUUCCUUAAACCUCCAGACGACGCCCAGCACCUGCGUGUUGUCACGCUGGAGGAACGACCCUUUGUCAUUGUGGAGCUGGCAGACCCUGCAUCUGGAACUUGCAUCCGAGACUCAGUGCCCUGCAGACGGCCCCUCAAUGCCAGCGCCAACCAUGAAGGAGUGGCUCCCAUGAAGCAAUGCUGCAAGGGUUUCUGCAUCGACAUACUCAAGAGAUUGGCCAAGAUAGUUGGCUUCACCUACGACCUUUACCUGGUGACCAACGGGAAGCACGGCAAGAAAAUUGACGGCAUUUGGAACGGCAUGAUUGGAGAGGUGGUAUACAAGCGGGCAGACAUGGCCAUUGGCUCUCUGACUAUCAAUGAAGAGAGAUCAGAGGUUGUGGAUUUCUCUGUCCCUUUUGUGGAAACGGGGAUCAGUGUCAUGGUCUCCCGUAGCAACGGAACUGUAUCACCAUCUGCUUUCCUUGAGCCUUACAGCCCAGCAGUGUGGGUGAUGAUGUUCGUCAUGUGCCUGACCGUCGUGGCUGUGACUGUCUUCAUCUUCGAGUUUUUCAGUCCUGUGGGCUACAACCGCAGUCUGCAAACUGGCAAGAAGGCUGGAGGGUCUACUUUCACUAUAGGAAAGUCUGUGUGGCUUUUAUGGGCCAUUGUCUUCAAUAACUCUGUUCCCGUGGAAAACCCCAGAGGAACGACGAGCAAGAUCAUGGUGCUGAUCUGGGCCUUCUUCGCCGUCAUCUUCCUGGCCUCGUACACUGCUAACCUGGCGGCCUUCAUGAUCCAGGAGGAGUACAUUGACACGGUGUCAGGGCUGUCAGACAAAAAGUUUCAGCAUCCCGAGGAGCAGUACCCACCGCUAAAGUUUGGCACGGUGCCCAACGGGAGCACAGAGAAAAAUAUCCGCUCCAACUACCCAGACAUGCACCAGUACAUGGGAAAAUACAACCAGAGAGGAGUCGAGGACGCCAUUAUCAACCUUAAGACUGGGAAACUGGAUGCUUUUAUUUAUGAUGCUGCAGUAUUGAACUAUAUGGCCAGGAAGGACGAAGGUUGUAAGGUGAUGACCAUAGGCUCGGGGAAGGUUUUUGCCACCACAGGCUACGGUAUCGCCCUGCACAAAAACUCACGCUGGAAACGUCCUCUUGACUUGGCCCUUCUUCAGCUGGUGGGAGAUGAUGAAAUUGAAAUGCUGGAGCGCCUUUGGCUGUCAGGUAUCUGCCAUAAUGACAAAAUUGAGGUGAUGAGCAGUAAGCUAGAUAUUGACAACAUGGCUGGGGUCUUCUAUAUGCUUCUGGUGGCUAUGGGCCUCAGCCUACUGGUGUUUGCCUGGGAACACUUGGUCUACUGGAAGUUACGCCAUUGCAUGGCCACUAGCUCAGGCAAACUUGACUUCCUCCUAGCUAUCAGCAGGGGCAUGUAUAGCUGCUGUAGCUUUGAAAAUGAAACAGCGCCAGGGGGUGCUAAAUCUUUGACUUCUCAUCACCACACUACUAUGGUUCCUGUUCCAUCUCAACCACAUGUUAUCUCAACGUCAAUGACGAGUCCAGCUAUUGCUAUAGCACAGCAACAGCAACCGCCACAACAGCAAUCACAGUCGGUUUACAAGUCACCUCUACCUGGUUCUCCUCCCACCGUGUUGCAUUCAGGAACAGCAGUGGGUCCCUCCAGCACGCCCAUUGCUGGUGCACCUCUCCCUUGCUCCACUUUCCUGCCCCGGCCAGAUCGGAGAUUGGCUGUGGUGGAUCGCUGGAGACUGCCCAAAUCUGCAACAACUACCAACCCAAGGGCUGUAAGGGGUGGUCUUCCUGAUAUGGGGCCUUUUGCUCAAAAAGUACCACCAAACCGGGCUACAACUGCUGGAGGAGGUGGGGGACUUGAUGGUUAUAAGAGAUACUAUGGUCCCAUUGACCCUGAGGGACUGGGGCCCUGCAUGGAGCAGCAGGCAGGGUCCCAGACCCCCAAGACUAUGCCAAGGGGCCACCCCCAGCCCCCUCCAGCCACUGUGGCCUUCUACUCUGAAAAGAGCAUGGACCAUGGGGUAGGGAAGAGGUUGGUGGGUGGUGGCAGUGGAGGUCAGGGGAAAGUGGCUGUUAAACCUCUUGGAACCCCGAGACUGCCUCCAAAGAGUCAAGCCCCUCUGCCUCCUACACCUCCACUGCCACACCCCUCUCCUCCUCUUCCCUCAUCUUUUUGGAGAAGACGAAGGCCCAAGAAGCCCAAAGAACCUGGAGGACCACUAUACGAGAACAUUCUGCCCCUAGGGCGGAGGGUAGAGGCACAAGAUGGAGUGAGGGAGGGAGGAGGAAGAAGAGCAUGCCCCCUCUCUCCCCCACUCUCACUCCCUGUACCAGUACCCCUCAGCCCAUCCUAUACCCCUCCCUCACCGUCUGCAUCCUUGGACUAUACAUCCUCAUCUUCUUCAUCGACUACAUCUUCAACGUCCACUUCCUUAUCUGGCUCAUCUUCUCGUUCCACCUCCCCCACAUACUCUUAUAGCUCCUCCAGGAGCACACGGGACAGGGCCGGAGGACUCGAUGAAGAGGAUGAUGAUGAUGAUGACGAUGAGGAGCUCACAGAAGAGUCGAGCCUUCUCCUUGGCAGGGGCCGAGAGCGGGAACGCUCAAUCAUUCGGCCUCGUUCCUUGAGCCAUGGGCGCUUGCCUCCACCUAUACCACCGAGGAAACCACGCACAUCCUGGGGUGACAGAGAACGUGAGCGAGAGAGGGGGGGCAGCCAACUGUCUCAACUUCAAGAGUGGUGGGCAAGCUGGAGUGAGAGAGAGAAAAGUGGAGGUGGGGCAGAUGCUGAGAGGCAAAAACGUGAAAAGAAGAGGAGAAAAGAGAAGAAGAAAAAGAAAAGGAACAAAAAGAGAAAGAAAAGGGAAGAAAGGGAAAGAGAACGUGAGAGAGAAAGGAAAAGAAGAAAAGUGAAAAAGAAGAAGAAAAAGGCACUCAAGACAAAGAAAAGGAAGAAAUCUACUGGGGGGAAAAGAUCAGAGCCAGAAGAUGGAGACAUGGAGCCAGAGAGGGAAGGUGAGGUGGAAGGAGAGAGGGAAGUGGGUAUCCAGGACUACUCUUCCUUUUCUGCUCAGUAUCGGAGUACAUUUGGAGAGAAGCGGCGAGAUUCAUGGGAUGGAGAGCGGGGGAGAGUGGGAAGAGAUGGAGGUGAGGAGGGCAAUGACAGGGAAGGGGAGGACAGUGGGAGAAGUAGAGAAAGGCAUUCCAAAUCAUCACACACUCAUUCCAGACAUCGUGCCCCCAGCAAGCGUUACACCAACCUGAACAAACUCCCAGCCUCAGUCAAAUUUUGGGUUAACGGAAGGGGAGAUGACUCAAAUACUCCCCCCUCAUCCCUGCACCCCUUCCUCCCAUCCAGCAGGCGACGAAGAAGUGGUGGCAUAGAUAGAGAUGACAGUGGCAGGGGAGGAGAGAGGCGUCCUUUGUUGAUGCCUUAUGAAAAAGAAAAAGCACAGACCAGAGAGGGGCUUUCCUUACAUGAGUGGGACUCUGAUGAUGAUGGGGAUGAUGACGAUGAGGAAGAUGAGGGUAGGGAAAGAGAUAGGGAUCGGGCGGGGCAGCGAGGAAGGGGGACAGGUCUGAAGCAGGGAACACUGUCUGAAACAGGGAGGGACAGGAUAGAAAGAAGGGGAGAGGACAGUUACUCAGAUGAAGGCUCAUCAGGGGAGUUUGGCCAUUUUGAAAGGUAUUGGGAGGGAGGUGGCGGGAACAGCUCUGGGAUAGGGGGUAUAGGUGGCGGAGGGUGGUUCUUUGGCACAUACCCCUCGAGAGAGAGAGGAGGCAGUAUUAAUAGUCGGGAUGAUUCCUUCCUUGGAAUUAGGACAGAGGGCUGGUUUGGUACUGAUUUUUGGAGUUCCGGGGCCGGUGUAGGUUGGGAAUCAGGGGGAGGGAGUGGAGGACUGGGCACACAGUUGCCACCACCCCCCUCAGCAUUCCCACUACCAAGGAGAUACUGGUCUAUGGACAAGAUUCCUAUUAAAGGAGAGAAAAAGUGGAAGACCGGAAGUAAGAAAAGUAAGAGGCAAGCAAGGGACAGAGUGGAGGAAGCUCGAAGGGCCACAAUGUGUUCUUGUAGCCUUUACCCACAUCCCCAUCCCUACCCACACCCACACAGCCGCUCACACUCCUCCCAUUCCAAAAGGCAGUCACUAUCGCAGAGCCAGGAAGAGCUUCUCCCCCACUGCCAAAGUUUCAGCGGGGGCUCUCGGCCCCAACCUCUUCCUCCCAAAGCAGAUUCCAGUCAGGCCAAAUCAGGCAGCCAAUCCAACCUCAGCACACAACCCACUGACUUAUCACCUCAACCUCCACCGUCACCACCUCAGCAGCCAUCUCUUUCUCCUACUACCCUCCCAAUGCCUAUCCCGCCUCCGCCCUCCUCAUCUUCAGUCUCACCUCCAGCAGGAGUGGGGAUGGCUGGCUCAAGCCAGAUUCAGGCUUCAGCCAGUGCCAAACUCCAGUACCAGAGACUCCGUUCUGUGCCACAGCCACGAAGGUUCUACUCACCUCACCUGCCACUUAAAGCCAAGAGUCUGUGCUCGCGUCGAGGGUCAGCCCACUUCUCCAGCCUGGAAAGUGAGGUAUGACAGGGGGAGAUGAGAGAGGGAGACGUAGAAACGAGCACCUCUGUGAUAGAGCACCAUGGUGCCGUGCUUGCUGGACCCAUAGACAUGGCUGCCUUGGUAACCAUAAGUAAGCGAUUGACGGCCAUCACAGCGGGCACUAAUUUGGACAGUGGUUCCAAUGCUGUCUUUGCUUUACACGAGAGCAACACCACCGCCACCCGCUCCCUUGUACACGUUGUAGUCAGGGCGACGGUGAGACACCACACCAGGUUAAGCUAUCCCCCCUUGGAUGGUUCCCAGGAGGACGAGAGUGAAGUCAAGGGCCCAUUACCAGGGACAAUAGCUCCAGAACUUCUCCACCGCUCAGAGUUGAGCUUUGUGAUGUCAUCUUCGGUUCUCCUCCCCUCACCGGGUCACAGCUAAUGGAUAAGUUAACUCUCCAAUCUGUGAGUAAUGAUGUCAUAUUUCUACACGCUCACAAAAUGUGUCAUUUGCUCAAAACGUCUCCCUCCCUCUGGCGUUGAGAACAAUUUGGUGGGUACAAGAGAACACCCCUUUUCCCUUAUGGCACCUUUUAGCAAGAAUAGUGGACUGGUUCUAGAAGAUGAAGAGGUGGGCCCCUUCUUUGCUUUUGUAAAUCAGUUGAUACGAAAAGUAAUUCAGUCACCUCUCUCAUGCACUCAGUCAGCCUGAUCACCUUUCACUGAGGAAGUGGAGACAAUGCUACUUAUAUACUCUUUGACUUAGCGACACCAUAAGACUCAUCUAGCUCUACCCCUACCACCACCUACUCUAUGUGAUGUCAUGUUUUAUUAGAAACCAGUCGGACGGAACAGGAUCCACUCCUCCAUGUUGGAGUUUUUGGUCCAAGGGAAAUUUGAAGAACAAAAAAGACAUUAGCAUCUUCAUUUCUUUCUUUCUAAUGUUUUUGGUUAACUUCAUCUCUUAUCUCCGACCUUGUUUGAUGUUAUGAAUGUGUUUCUAUCACUUGGUUAGUGUUUUAAGAAAGAGGAGGCUGGAUGUGGCUCGUGAUGGAAGUGGGAUUUAUUCAAUUGUUGUGCCAACUAUCCCCACUAAAGCUUAUAAGUGAGAUUAGUUUUCACAUCAUUUAUUUCACAGAGAAAGUGCUAAGUUAUUAUUCCACAACACACCACCCUAUAAUCGGAUCAAGGGGAUGAUUGGUGCAGUAUGUGUAAUUGGCACUAGAUGGCUGCAUAAUAUUCAAGUAAGCUUUGGAGACAAUUGUGGAAUUAUGCUCUGUUUAAUAUUUGAAUUUACAUAAUAGACAGCUGGAGGUGUGCCGCUGCUUAUUGAUUUUACAAAGGUGGCCGUUGGGAUGAUGAAGACUGGGAAAGUGCAAUGCAUUGGAAAAAAAAAGAUAUUAUUUUCCACAACAACACUGUUAUCCAGACAGAUUUUGGAGGUGGUUUACAUUAAGCACAGUUAUUCAUUGUACUUUUCAGGCGUAUGUGCAACAGUUCUAACUGCACAAUCCACAGGUCACGUUAUUUGCCUGCAUGUUUAAAAGCGUCACUUGUUUUUCAUUGAGAGUAAUUUUUUAAGGAUCGAAUUAGAAGAUGCAGAUUUUGUUGAACAUUUACUUACAGUAGAGUUUAUCUUCAGUUUGGAAAAAUUCAACAAGAUAUACUGUGAAUGGUUUGAGGCACACAUUCAGUGACUGACGCGUCACCGAAUACAUUCAGUAAUAACUAUAUUUAGGACAGACUGUAUGACUGAGCAAUAUUCCCACCUUCAAAGUGAGAGGACACAACAGCUGAAAAUUUGUGUUUAAAAUGGGAUAUUUUUAUCAGCUGGGCUCAGACAUUCUGCAUCUCUGAUUUACUUUCAACGGGUUCAAUCCAAUUUUGUCGGGUGUGAUUUUUAACGACAUAGAGGCGGCGGCGCGUGGCUCCAACUGAGCAGUACACCUUGGAAGUGCUUUGUGUAGCACUGUCUCGUCGCGAGUCGCUCCAGAAGCCAUCCACUGUGUUAACGGCGGCAGUGUUGCCAGCAUUGCAAUUGACAGAUUCCAUUUUCAUCGGGCCAAGGCGUUCGCCUAAUCUCUCACACUAAGACAAGCCACAGCCGAGCUCUUCUUCUACUCCAGUUGAAUGUAGCUUUAUCACAAUGUAGCAAAAUAACAUCUACUUUUAGUCUUUGUAGCUUUUGGGAUGCUGUUGAUAAUGGUUACGUGGGAUGACUUGCUGUAUGAGGGACUGUGCGUUACGUUUGUGCAUGUUGUCACAGAUUGAAGGCUUAGUUGACCUUCUCAAUUUCCCCAUGAACUCCUUUGCCUUUCACUUAGGGCAGACUAUCUUUUUUACUUGCACUUGGAUUGCUUUUUUUUUCCUGUCUGCGUGGGGGAAUUUAAAAGAAAAAAAAAAAUCUGUCAUCAUAACAUCGAGCUCCUUUUUCCAUUUCCACCCUUUAAAAAGUCCCCGAAUAAGUGCAUGUUGAACUGAAAUAAAUCUCAAAGAUUUGUGGUGGGAGGGUUAUGUUGUUCAAUUGGGAGCAAAGGAAGCCGCCUUUUGCAAUUUGGUAUUGAGCUUACUUUCCGCUUCGUACCAAUGCAAAUAACCACAGCAACAUUUUCAAACAACCAACAGGGCUUAAACCUGCUGUGACAUUGAGCGGUAUUGAUUUCAAUUGAGGCGCUAAUUCUUAAGUCUGUGACUGCAUGAACAGAAAGUGUCUCUUAAAAUAUUUUGCUCCUUUUUUUAUUUUCUUUUAUGCUGAAGAAAAAAAAAAAGAAUAUAUUAAAUAUACUAUGUUUUUGAGAAUGUACCAUGUUAUACUGUGAUUUAACUGAGAUAUUUUAUUGUAUUCAGAUCAUUUGAAUUUUAUCAUUUAUCAAGAAAUAUAUAUGUACAAAAAAUAUAUACAUAUAUAUAUAUAUAUAUAUAUACAAACACACACAGGUAUAUAUAUUAGUUAAGUUUGGUAUAUCUGGAGGAAGUGUUAGAUGAGCUAGUUUUAAAUGUUUUAGCUUUGUAGCAAAACUAGAAAUUGAAAUCCUUUUUGAAUUUUGAUUCCUCCUAUAUGACUGUGAAGACAUUAGUGCCUGUGACAAAAAAAAGACAAGUAAAAGUCUUAACUCGCUAUUCAUCUGUAUCUACUACAGCUACACUUGAUUCCCCCCAUCCCUCCUCCCCAAACACUGCUAUGUUCCUUGGCACAGUCUGUGGUCUCUUUUUGCUAUUUCUUCUUCUUUUUCUAUUAGCGAGUCGUGGUCAUUCUCUACUCGUUUGGGUUACGGCAGAAAGUGAGCGUAUCUCAUGUUAAUCAGACCAUCAGUUGACAUUAGCAACUUGCCUUUUCCUUACCAUCCCGCCAUCUCUCACCUAGCAAAAACAGAGACCACUAGAUACUGUGUUCUUGCUACUUUUGACUGAUUGUUAAUGAUGAUCAAUUCAUUGCGAUAUGGAAUAACCUUUGAACAUUGUUACUAUUAAUGACGUGACUGAAGUGUGUGUAUCUGAUGACCACGCCACUGUAGCAAGUCUGGGCUGUAACCACACCACCAGCGAGCAAACGAGGCCACAGUUGCUAUGGUGUUGUCAUGGCAUCUUUCAUGGCGUUGCCAUGGUGUCCCCUGCACCACCACGACCUGGUGCCUGCUGGGUAAUAUACCAUGAAUUCCUUUACUUCCCCCGAAGCACUGAUCAAAGAUCCACCGUGCUCUGCUCAGUUCAGUCCUGGACGCGAGGUGGAAAAGAAAGUAGCUCAUGCUAGAAGGGCGUCGACACGGCCGCUGUCUCGGCUCAUCUGAUCUGGACUGGACUGGUGGAGAUGACAUUUGUUUUUAUCGUUCUCAUCUUCUAAUUCUUAGAUUUUCAGUGUGUUUCAUCUCAUAUCACUGAUAGGCAGUCAGCAGAGCAGUGUGUCUCAGUGUGUGGCUAUCAUGGAGUGCUGAGAGGUUUCAUGCCAUUUAUGCAUAUUGCAUGUGCUCCAGUCUCAUGUAAAAGCCAUCUGCGGCAUGUUUUCGUCGUAUAUUUCUCCCUCUCCAUUGCUGUGUGAAAUGCAGACAAAAGCUUUGGCCCGCAUGCAUAUUUAACACACAACGCAGACCGCACUCAGCCAAUGAUCCUCAUCGUUGAGCCGCCAUCCAAAGCAUCACCUCAAGUGGUCUGACUAUGCCGCGCACUUGGCUUUCAUAAUUUAGGAGGCAAUAAACCUGCACCUCAGUCAGCCGAGACAAUGUCUUUGUGUAUUUUCUUAGGAGAUUUUUGUCUCCAGGGCAUGAACGACAUCUGUUCUGCUUGUUUUCUGCUGUCUGUCGCUCGUGUUUGCAGUCUGUUUGGCUUCGCACUGUCCUGCCUGUCACUCUCAGUCACUUUCCGUUUAGGCACGUCCCCUUCAAUUUGUAUCCUUUACUGACUUGCCCCUCUUUUGAUUUACCCCGUCUUCCUAAUUCGCAGUGAUUUAUCAGAUUUACCGUCGUUUGCACAGUCCAGUCCAGCCUAGCACAUUAGGCUUGUCGACUGCCUGACUUUGAAAGCAAUCCUUAGUGCAGCCUCGCCACCUAAUCCCCUAUCUUUUGGCCUGAGACCUCGCAAGCGAUACAAGUGGUGCUCCGGAAUUCAAACAGGGUCCUCAUUGGCUGAAUCGGCCGUGAAUUAUAUCUAGGAAAUAUAGGAGCACCACUGGUAGCACUCACCAGGUCGAGGGUGUUAUGUACAUCUUACACCAUUCAGAGUUUCUCUUUCCCAGUACUUUUACCCACAGAAACCAGCGCGUGUAUGUGUUUGCAGCAAUGUACACAUUUCUGGUCUAGUAAUCUCUCUGAGGCUAAGGGCCUACUUGGGUUGCUAAGGCAGGUUUCUAGUGGAGGAAUGAUGUUGCUCCGAGCCCAGACUAGUCUGGUCUGUGCCCUAAUUCAAAUGUGUUAGUUUAUUUGACAUUGUCUUUCUGGGGUGGGGCUGGAGGGUCAGUGCUGCACUUACUUCUUGAGAAUUGCUUCAUAAAAUAUGAUUCUCUUUAAUUACCACCUGUGGUGCUGUGUUUCCUUCGAUCUGUGUGUCUUGAGUGCAACUGGAAGUGGUGGACUUGAAAACAUUCAGUGUGUAUGUGGGGGUCAGGGAUGGUAUGAUCGUCGAUACUGGUGAGUCCGCUAAACUGACAUUUCACUCACUUAGUGGGGUGCAUUUUUUUUUCAGGAUGCAGGAUGAUCAGCUCAAUUUCGGCGAGGCUUUCAUGUCCUGUCUGUCAUACUUUGAUUUGAUGUAGUCUGACCAAACACAAACCAACUCCUUCAUUCUAAAAAAACACUCUGCCUCAGAUUCUUCAGCCAACAUCGGCUCUGUGAUCGGCUCCAUCGCCAUGACAACAAACACAUGGGCUCGUACAACUUCAUAAACAGACCGCCAAUUGUGAAACAACACCUAAAAAGCGCCUGACACAUGAACCCCUACAGACACUUGACUGGCAAGGCUAUUAUGCAACGCUCUACCCACCACCCUCAAUCCCGCGGUUCUGUGAUCUGCUAAUUACACGUUUUGUCACUAUGAUGGGCUAAUGGCUAAUUGCAUUGUGAUGCCUUUGACUGUACACCCACUAAUGACUUCACGCUCUAAUAAGGUUGAGUUACAGACGUUUAGAUAGCAUUGUCCCGAACACUGACAUGAGGUCAGUGCUACACGUUUG
Syngnathoides biaculeatus (alligator pipefish) is the source of this 11100-nucleotide messenger RNA. RefSeq names its product glutamate receptor ionotropic, NMDA 2D (gene grin2db). The record is from RefSeq and is a predicted model, not a curated record. The coding region runs from base 16 to 5478 and encodes 1820 amino acids. Gene Ontology annotation, molecular function: NMDA glutamate receptor activity; transmitter-gated monoatomic ion channel activity involved in regulation of postsynaptic membrane potential. NCBI's taxonomy places the organism in Eukaryota, Metazoa, Chordata, Actinopteri, Syngnathiformes, Syngnathidae. The transcript is spliced from 13 exons. Gene Ontology annotation, cellular component: postsynaptic density membrane; postsynaptic membrane; plasma membrane. Gene Ontology annotation, biological process: monoatomic ion transport; long-term synaptic potentiation; excitatory postsynaptic potential.